Molecule: messenger RNA, 425 nt
Organism: Bufo bufo (common toad)
Lineage: Eukaryota; Metazoa; Chordata; Amphibia; Anura; Bufonidae
Gene: TSHB
Product: thyroid stimulating hormone subunit beta
Exons: 2
Coding region: 1-423 (140 amino acids)
Biological process (GO): G protein-coupled receptor signaling pathway
Cellular component (GO): extracellular region; cytoplasm
Molecular function (GO): hormone activity
Source: RefSeq, a predicted model, not a curated record
AUGGCAGCCAUUUUGUUGGUAUCUCUUCUGUUUUGCAUUGCCUUUGGGCAUGCUUUCUCUCUGUGUAUGCUGACUGAAUAUAUCAUGUAUGUGGAGAAGGAGGAGUGUGCUUACUGUAUUGCCGUCAACACCACCAUAUGCUCUGGAUACUGCAAGACAAUGGAUCCAAAUGUGAAAGGGAGACAGCUGAAGACCCUAUCAAAUCAGAAUGUUUGCACCUACCAUAACUAUAUCCACAAGACGGUCUCUGUUCCUGGCUGCCCUGUGCAUGUAAAUCCACUGUAUACUUACCCUAUAGCCCUGAGUUGCAAGUGUGAAAAAUGUAACACCGAGUAUAUUGACUGUGUACAAGACAGGAUCGAUUCUAAUUAUUGCACCAAACCAAGAGAGCCAAAAUAUCUUCUCUACAAUUUUCUGCAGUAAUA